CUAGCGGUUUUCUGAGUCGAUUGUCUUCUACAUUGCGCUCAUCGUUCUCCUCCAUCGCGUCCCCGUAGCUUUUCAUAUGGCUGGUCAUAAUACGCCCAAAGACGAAGGCCACCAGGAUCCACCACCGAUUACGCCAGGAGGGGCAUAUAGUAUACAGACGGUGUCUGUAGGCUGCAAAGUCUAUGCUCGUCGCAAGACUCCCGACGGCGAGGAGGAGGAACGACUUGCAGAGAUCCUUUCCAUACGUGACAAGCCAAGUGGCACAUACGGUGGCCACCCGAAGCGCGUCGUCAAGGAAGAGGAGUCUCAGGACCCUGCCGACAGACUCGAGUUUUUCGUGCACUGGGACCAGUUCAACAAACGGUUGGAUGACUGGAUCUCGGGCUCUCGGCUCGUUCUGAGCAGAGACCUUGAGUGGCCGCGACCCAAAGCACCCCCUUCUGCGAAGAAGUCAGCCGGAAAGAAGGCGCCGCCAGGGAAGAGCCGUGCUCAGUCUCUGCUCAAAAAGGCGGCUACGUCUAACGCUCUGUCGCAUUCUAAAUCCGUGAAGACUGAGCCGGAGACACUCCCUGGUACGCCGACGUUUGAAGGCGCACCUAGCCCAUCCCCUGCUCUGAACGUCUCCUUGAAGCGGAAAGUCCCACAUGACGAGGAGGAGGAGGACGACGAUGAUGCGGACCUGGACGCAGACGCGGACGGCGAGAUGGAUGUAGAUGCUGAAGGGGAGGAGGUGCUCGAUCUUGAUGCUAGUGGCACACCACCGCCGCCUGCGCCCCUUGCUACGUUCAGCAAAGAGCAGGAGAUAGAGAAGCUACGGACAUCUGGCUCCAUGACGCAGUCCAUCUCAGAGAUUGCACGGGUGAAGAAUCUGAACCGCCUACAGAUCGGGAAACACGAAGUCGACGCGUGGUACUUCAGUCCGUACCCUCGCGAAUACGCUCACCUGCCGGUACUGUACCUUUGCGAAUUCUGUCUAUCCUGCUUUCCUAGCCAGUUCAUGCUCUCUCGACAUCGCAAACGGUGCACCCUGCUCCAUCCGCCGGGGAACGAGAUCUAUCGCCACGAGGAUAUUUCGUUCUUCGAGCUGGAUGGCAAGAAGCAGUUGGCUUGGUGCCGAAACCUGAGUUUACUGUCCAAAUGUUUUCUUGACCACAAAACCCUGUACUACGAUGUCACUCCUUUCCUGUACUAUGUCAUGUGUCACCGAGACUCGACGGGCUGUCAUAUCAUUGGCUAUUUCUCCAAGGAGAAGGAGUCGGCGGACAAUUACAAUGUCGCUUGUAUCCUGACGCUGCCGCAGCACCAGCGCUUCGGUUACGGCAAGCUUCUCAUCGAGUUCUCCUAUGAACUCAGCAAGAAGGAAGGGAAGCUCGGUAGCCCGGAGAAGCCACUCAGCGACCUGGGACUUCUGGGCUACCGCGCGUACUGGUCCGAAACGAUCAUCGAACUGCUACUUAAUACGACGGACGAUAUUAGCAUUGACGACAUCGCACAGAAGACGGCAAUCACCCAUGCGGAUGUCAUGAAUACAUGCACGACAUUGCAACUGUUCAAGCACUACAAGGGCCAGCAUGUCAUCUCUAUCCCCGAGGCGCUCCAGGAACGGCACAAGAAGAGGAUGGAGAAGCGCAGGCGGCGCAUCCAUCCGGAUUGUCUCCAAUGGAAACCACCGGUAUUUACUCGCGAUCAGCUGAGAUUCGGCUGGUAGACUUCCGUAGCACUGUUCGGGACCGCGGUUUGGCAUUCGGACGUUCAUGGGGCACACAGCGCCUUCUGUAUUGUAUCACAU
This is a messenger RNA of Rhodofomes roseus, 1789 nucleotides long. Its product is annotated as histone acetyltransferase. Gene Ontology annotation, molecular function: histone acetyltransferase activity. Gene Ontology annotation, biological process: regulation of DNA-templated transcription. The transcript is spliced from 5 exons. Lineage: Eukaryota; Fungi; Basidiomycota; Agaricomycetes; Polyporales; Fomitopsidaceae. Bases 77 to 1708 code for a protein of 543 amino acids. The record is from RefSeq and is a predicted model, not a curated record.